Messenger RNA from Notothenia coriiceps (black rockcod), 3056 nucleotides. RefSeq names its product ubinuclein-2-like. The record is from RefSeq and is a predicted model, not a curated record. Bases 1020 to 3056 code for a protein of 678 amino acids. NCBI's taxonomy places the organism in Eukaryota, Metazoa, Chordata, Actinopteri, Perciformes, Nototheniidae. Gene Ontology annotation, cellular component: nucleus. The transcript is spliced from 11 exons. Gene Ontology annotation, biological process: chromatin organization.
AACUGUCCUAAUGUGGAUGCAAAUAGUUUUCAGACAACAUUGCAGUUGUGUUUGGUUUUUCUCUAAAAAGUUCUUUCAAUUGCAAAUGUGUAAGGAUCGGCCACAUAUGUUAGGUGUGGCAUUAAUAGGGGCUACAGACCAAACUUUGCCCUAGGACUUUCCAACUGGUUAAUCCAUUCAUGGUUUCUGCAACAGAAGUCCAAAAAAUAAUAAAAGCAUCAAUUUCACAUUUAAAUGAGUUUAUUGUCAUAGGGAAACAUGUUGGUAUCAUAAACUGAAAAUCAACAGGUGGUUAGUAGUGGUUGUAAAUGAAUUGGCUGUUUUGUGCUGGUUAACCGAGACAACCAACCAUCUGGCUUGCUUUCUUCCGUUUAGGAUUUGAUGUUUGAGGGUGUGCUUUAGAAAAAUGCACAAUUCAGCAUUUUCCUGAAUAGACAGAAAGAAAGGCUUCAACCGAAAGCUGUGGAUUGUGAUUAUUGAAAUGAAGCUGUUAUAUGAUACUUUUGUAAUCACACAGCUUGUGGGGAGAGGUUAUAUACCACAGCCUGUCCUUCACUUAUACACUAUUUAAAGGUCAUUAUAGUACUGUCAGUGUUGUUAUUAUCGCCUGUUGUGACAGAGGCGGGUCUAGGAUCGGGGCACGCGUUGAUUGGACGUGACGAACCCCCUGUGCCACGGUGCUUCCGCUUUGUGCGUAAGCGCAGGCGCAGCGACCCCUCUCUUCUGAUAUUUUAUUUACUCCCGAAACCCAAGAUGGCUCCUAUGAAUGUCUCGGUCCCAUAGCAAAUUGAGGAUGCAAGUAGCUGCCGUAGAAACAACUUUUCCCCCGCCGUCACAGCCCCUGGAGUUCAUUGCGUAUGGUGCGGAGGAGGCCCUAACGUCCGUCUAGGCACCGAGCAGCCGUCGGGGCUUCGCGAAACCGUCCUCCACCCUCCAAUUUGGAGUAGUUUCGCGAAGUAGCUCUUCUCCUCGCUGUCGCUGUCUGUCCGGAGCGAGGCUCAGGCAGGCAGCUCAUCCAAAUGGCCGAACCGAGAAAAGUGCAAUUUGUCACCCUCUCGGCCUUCGCAGCUGGAGCGGCCGCGGAGUCUAGGAAACGGCGGUUGGAGGAUGAGGCCGACUUCAACUUCGGUGAAACCGGGGAGGUCGAGGCAGCGACCGGGGCAGGGGGUGCUGCCAGCAACGGGCGUCUCGGCCAAACCGGCGAUGGGGACACGGCUGUAGCCGAGAAGAGGGUGACGGUGCGGCUCAACCUGUCCCUACCCGAGCCUGACGACCGCUCCUCCGCCGAGUUUAAUUAUGGAGAACUCAUCCAAAACCGCCAGGCGAAAAAGACAACUCAAAGUUUGACUUCUGCCAACAAUCCCAACGACCCCUUCAACGAUGACGAGAGAGUGCGGCUGCAGGUCGAGGCCCUGGCAAAAAAGUUGGAAAAUAAAUAUGGUAAUGAGGAAAAGAAGAAGAAGAAGGACAGAAUGCAAGAUUUGAUUGAUAUAGGCUUUGGCUACGACGACGCAGACCCCUUUAUUGACAACUCAGAAGCUUAUGAUGAGCUGGUUCCUGCCUCUUUGACCACAAAGCUGGGGGGGUUUUACAUCAACACUGGCACGCUGCAGUUCAGAGCUGCCUCCGACUCUGAGGGAGAGGAGGGCAAGAAGACUAACGACAACAACGAGAAUUUAAUCAAGAAGAGGAAAAAGAAGGAAGUGGACAGUUCAGAAGAGAAGAACCAGAAGAAGAAUCAACUACCUAAACAAGGAGUCACAGACCUCACCCUCCAGCGGCCUGAGAAGAAGAAGAGGAAGAAGCUGAUGAAGGACUCGCUGUACCUGGCGGCCAUGCUCCGCCGCUUCACCCGGGAGAAGGAGGACAUGAUGAAAAUGAACCCGAACGUGGCUCACCCCGUUCUGACAGGAGGUGUGGCAAACAAGCCACCCUCCAUCAACUCAACCAACCACCUGUUGGCCUCGAACUCCACCCACAACACAGCCGGCAGCGACUUCUCACUGGCAGACCUCACCUCGGACCCCGCCGUGAUGUCACUGCUGGGCUCGGCCAAUGAGAAGGAGCUGCAGGAUCUCUUAGGCGACCUGGACUUCAGCGUGUUGGAUUCUGACCAGCAGCACGCUAUGUCUGCAGCUCGGGAGAAUGGUGUUCUGGGAGUCGGGGUUCCUGGUCCUAAACCACCACCAGCAGCAGCAGCAGCAGCAGCAGGAGGGGGAGGGGGAGGGGGGGGCCAGGGGCGAGGCCCGGGUUCCUCCAGCGGUCUGUUUUCUCCGCCUCCGCUGCCGGAUGGACUGCCUGCUCCUCUUAUUAAACGCAUCGAGGACUUGCGGGCGGCCUCGCGGCAGUUUGAUCAAGAGGGCAGGAAGAAAUUCUUCACCUUGGACAUGAAUAACAUUCUCCUGGACAUUGAGCUGCAGGUCCAGGAGCAGCCUCCUGAGGUGCGCCUCGGCAUCUACUCGCACAUGGAGGCAUUUGUGCCGUGCAACAAAGAAGCCCUCCUCAAACGCCUGAAGAAGCUCAGUCUCAACAUCCAGGACGAUCGCCUACGGACGCCGCUGUUGAAGCUGAAGCUGGCGGUGUGUAGCUCGAUGCCAGAGCAGAUAGCCAGAUACAACAUGGACUGCAUGGCCAAGGUUGCAAAGCAGCAGUCAGGAGAAGGGGAAAAGAACGGCUCAGAGGAGGAAGAUGAAGAAAAGCCUGGGAAAAGGGUGAUGGGCCCACGGAAGAAGUUUGUCUGGGAUGACAAGCUCAGGAACCUGCUGUGCAGCCUGGUGCGAGUGAAGCUGAGCUGCUACGAGAUGGAGAACCAGUGCUCUCUGUCUGUGGAGGACUACCUCAAGGCCUUCUUAGAGAACGAGGUCAAACCACUAUGGCCCAAGGGCUGGAUGCAAGCCAGGUCCGUGUGUGUGUGUGUGUGUGUGUUCUUGUUUUUGUGCUUAGCUUUAAUAUGGGGAACACAUUCCUUCAUAUUGAUAAGACAGCUGUCAAUUCUCCAGGACCCGACCAAUGAAGUUAACCUCAAUACUAUAAUUAAGUUUAAAAAAAACCAUUAA